Molecule: messenger RNA, 1218 nt
Organism: Nannizzia gypsea CBS 118893
Lineage: Eukaryota; Fungi; Ascomycota; Eurotiomycetes; Onygenales; Arthrodermataceae
Product: CMGC/MAPK/P38 protein kinase
Exons: 9
Coding region: 1-1218 (405 amino acids)
Biological process (GO): cellular response to oxidative stress; osmosensory signaling pathway; stress-activated MAPK cascade
Cellular component (GO): nucleus; cytoplasm
Molecular function (GO): ATP binding; MAP kinase activity
Source: RefSeq, a predicted model, not a curated record
AUGGCGGAGUUCGUUCGCGCCCAGAUAUUCGGCACCACCUUCGAAAUCACCACCAGGUACUCUGACCUGCAGCCGGUGGGCAUGGGAGCCUUUGGCCUUGUCUGCUCCGCCAAAGACCAAUUGACAAACCAGGCCGUCGCCGUCAAGAAGAUCAUGAAGCCGUUCAGCACGCCGGUGCUGGCCAAGCGGACUUAUCGAGAGCUCAAGCUGCUCAAGCACCUGCGGCACGAGAACGUCAUCAGUCUAAGCGAUAUAUUCAUCUCACCGCUUGAAGAUAUGUAUGCUUAUCUCGACCCCUCAUUGAUUCAAGCGCCGUCUACUGACUCGCUGGCUGCCAGAUACUUCGUCACAGAGCUGCUGGGAACAGACCUUCACAGACUACUCACCUCCCGACCCCUAGAAAAGCAGUUCAUCCAGUACUUCCUCUACCAGAUCCUCAGAGGCCUGAAAUAUGUACAUUCCGCCGGAGUCGUCCACCGCGACCUCAAACCAAGCAACAUCCUCAUCAACGAAAACUGCGAUCUCAAGAUCUGCGACUUUGGCCUCGCCCGUGUCCAGGACCCCCAGAUGACCGGCUACGUCUCGACACGGUACUACCGCGCCCCCGAGAUCAUGCUGACAUGGCAAAAGUACGAUGUCGAGGUCGAUGUCUGGAGUGCGGGGUGCAUCUUCGCCGAGAUGUUGACCGGCAGGCCGCUCUUCCCGGGCAAGGAUCAUGUCAACCAGUUCUCUAUCAUCACAGAGCUGCUCGGAACCCCGCCAGACGAGGUCAUCCAGACCAUCGGCUCUGCCAACACGCUGCAAUUCGUCCAGUCUCUUCCGAAGCGAGAACGGCAGCCACUCAGUGAAAAAUUCAAGGACGCAGACCCGCUCGCUGUCGAUCUUAUUGAGAAAAUGCUCGUCUUUGACCCCAGAGCACGCACCAGCGCCGUCCAAGCUUUGACCCACGAAUAUCUGGCUCCCUACCACGACCCUACUGAUGAGCCCGAGGCCGGCGAACGCUUCGACUGGUCCUUCAACGAUGCCGAGCUCCCCGUCGAUAGCUGGAAGAUCAUGAUCAGCAGCAGCAGCAGCAACAAUCACAAAUACCACAAGAACCGCAAGUACUCUGAGAUUCUCGACUAUCAUAACGUCGACCAGGUUUCACAGGAGUACACCGAGCCCCAGCCUCCCUCAAUAGAUAUGGCAGCCACCGCCCCAGUCUCCCAUCAGCAAUGA